Rattus rattus (black rat) is the source of this 853-nucleotide messenger RNA. RefSeq names its product zinc finger protein 844-like. NCBI's taxonomy places the organism in Eukaryota, Metazoa, Chordata, Mammalia, Rodentia, Muridae. The record is from RefSeq and is a predicted model, not a curated record.
GAAAACUUUGAAUAUACUCCAUGUCGUAAAGCCUUUGCAUAUCAGAGUCACCCUCAAAGGAAUGAAAAAAUUCAUACUGGAGAGAAACCCUAUAAAUGUAAUCAAUGUGGUCAAACCUUUGCACAUUACAGUCAUCUCCGAAUACAUAAAAGAACACAUCCUGAAGAGAAACAUUAUGAAUGCAACCAACGUGGUAAAGCCUAUGCACGAUACAGUCAGCUUCAAAUACAUAAAAGAACACGUAUCUAGGAGAAACCCUUUGAAUGUAGCCAGUGUGCCUUUUCAUAUUACAAUAGUCUCCAAGUACAUAACAGAACACAUACUGGAGAGAAACAUUAUGAAUAUAAUCAAUGUGUUAAAGCCUUUGUAUGUUACAGUCAUCUCCAAAUACAUAAAAGAACACAUACUGGAGAGAAACACUACAAAUGUAAUCAAUGUGAUAAAGCCUUCGCAUAUCACAAUAGUCUCCAAGUACAUAACAGAACACAUACUGGAGAGAAACAUUAUGAAUAUAAUCAAUGUGUUAAAGCCUUUGUAUGUUACAGUCAUCUCCAAAUACAUAAAAGAACACAUACUGGAGAGAAACCCUACAAAUGUAAUCAAUGUGAUAAAGCCUUCGCAUAUCACAAUAGUCUCCAAAUGCAUAAAAGGGCACAUCCUGGAGAGAAACUCUACAAAUGUAAUCAAUGUGGUAAAGCCUUUGAACGUCAUAGUCAUCUUAAAAUACAUAAAAGGACACACACUGGAGAGAAACCCUAUGAAUGUAACUAAUGUGGUAAAGCCUUUGCACAUCCAAGUCAUCUUCAAAGGCAUGAAAGAAUUCAUACUGAAGAAACCACAUGAAUGUAUUUAA